GUUACUUAGUGUGAUUUCACUUAUCAUAAUAAUUGAUCCAUGUAGUGGUCAAUGAAAGAACAGCACCAGUGUUGAUAGAGAUCAGCCACGGAGCCUCGCCGCCGGCACGUAGUUUCAAUCUCGACGACAGCACGACUGUCGUCGGCGGUGAGGAUUACCCCGAAGAACGCCGUGGUUUCUCGAAUAUGCGGAAUCCGUUAGCGAGCGAACCAUCAAAGUUUCUCACAGAUGCAACAGGCAGAAGGCGAUGGCUUGGGCCUUCAUCAACUUGGGCCUACAGUCGACAGGUACUCAAUAUGAUUCAGGGGCAUCUCGGCCAACACGAAUCUCCAGAGGUCCCUCUCAAUGUUGACGCUGAAGCAUUUAAGUUGGACUGGCCUUCGUCUAGAGGCAUCACCCCGCAAGUCACAGUUGACAUCCCCUCCCUAGACUAUGCUCUCUAUCUCACAAAUACGGUCAAGUUUCAUCUUGGGCAGACCUACCAUCUCUUCGACGAGGAAAGCUUCAUGACUGGGCUUUACGACCUCUACAGAACAGGACUGAGGCUGGAACCGACUGCAGAUUCUAGAUUGUGGUAUAUCCAGUUUCUGAUCAUCAUGGCUUUCGGGAAGGCUCUUUUAGUCCCUGGAAACCCAAAUCAGACCCCUCCUGGGAGUAGUUUGGUGACGAGGGCUCUCGAGCUGCUUCCCGAUGUACAUGGACUAUAUCAAGACCCUGUUCUGUCCGUAGAGAUACUAUGUGGUCUGGCUUUAUACUUGCAGUCAGUAGACCACAGGAACAGCGCUUAUACCUACAUCGGCCAAGCAUUUCGUAUUGCCAUUUCGCAGGGCUUACACCGAGAACCGUUAAGAAACCAACUUAACGACAGUGAGGCUAACAGACUCCGCUGUGUCUGGUGGACUCUGUAUAUCUUAGACCGCAAGAUGUCAUCCCUUAUGGGCGCUCCCAAUUCGAUACAAGAUAGCGACAUCACCGUUCAACUGCCAAGAUCAGACCCGGUUGUUCACAAGUAUAAGGCACUCGGAAUACACGUUGUCUUGUCUCAACUGCUUGCCAAGGUUUUGAAUAGUGAGUUUGGAGAGCUCACAUGCAGGAUUGGGACUCUCUAACCGAGAUAUAGCUGUGUAUGGCGCAGACGGAAAACUUGACCCCUCCUUUCUGAAGAGUGUUCAGGCAGUUUUAAGAGACAUGGUAAGGC
Messenger RNA from Colletotrichum acutatum, 1198 nucleotides. RefSeq names its product fungal-specific transcription factor domain-containing protein. The record is from RefSeq and is a predicted model, not a curated record. The transcript has 3 exons. Gene Ontology annotation, biological process: DNA-templated transcription. Bases 186 to 1109 code for a protein of 307 amino acids. Lineage: Eukaryota; Fungi; Ascomycota; Sordariomycetes; Glomerellales; Glomerellaceae. Gene Ontology annotation, molecular function: DNA binding; zinc ion binding.